AAACAUCACGAGGAGCAAGUGGCUAUCUACUCACCCCCACGUGACUCGUGUCCACAUGACCUCAGAAUGUCAAGUCUGUCUUAUUAGUUGGCCCUCAUGAGCUCCACAUCAUCUCCACUUUCGCUCCUCACCUCGGCUGUCAAAGCUUUCGUUUUGUCCAUAUCCAUAAAGAAACCCAGCACUGAAACUAAAAUGGCUAACCAUUCCCGCAGCAGUCUUAACAGAAGUGGAAUGGGGGCAAACUCUGAAGCCGUUGGGGUUGAAUACUUUUGGACUGUUGAACUUAACGCUGACAACCGCUCGCACAUUUGGACUGCGAAGGACGAUGAGCUGGAAGAUGAUGAUGAAGACUUUGUCAACCACACUCUCUUCCUCAAACUGGCUGUUCUGGGUGAUGGCGCAGUGCCCGGCGAGCCGAACAUCGUGACCCUUGAGUCUAUGGACGCAAGCAGUUCGGUGCAGAAGGGCGCCAUCGUCAAUCUGACCUGUGGGAACAACAAUAUGGGCCAUAUGGAUCUUGCUCUGAGCGGGAAAGUUGGAGGGACCUUCAACCUAGUAUCUGGAAGUGGACCCGUGCAUCUAUCCGGGAACUAUCUUAUGGAAUAUCCCAAAUUGGAAAAUCUGGACAACACACAGACCGAAAGUGACGAGUCCGAGGAGCUUGAGGCAGAUGAUAGAAAUGGUCGGGAUGAGGAUGACGAGGAUGAGCAGGAGGAAGUGGCUGUUGUGAAAGGAAGGAAGCCACCAAAACGUAAAGGAACACCAAAAUCAAAUAAGCUGAAGCAGAAAGCAAAGAUGGAUGUGGAUGACGAUGAAGAUGAUGAAGAGGAUGAUGAUGAUGAAGACGAAGACGACUUUGAUGACGAAGAUGAGGAAACUGCCAAGAAAGGGAAAGCGAAAACGCCUGUCGAGCAACCAAAGAGAGGAAAGAAAGCCAAGAAGUGAGAUUGUGUUCAAUUUAUUGCAUUCUGCUUUAAUGAAAUUGUUCAUUUUCCAAAAAAUAAAUUAUAUAUUGCAAUUAA
This is a messenger RNA of Aplysia californica (California sea hare), 1022 nucleotides long. RefSeq names its product mitotic apparatus protein p62. Gene Ontology annotation, cellular component: nucleolus; nucleoplasm; cytoplasm. Gene Ontology annotation, molecular function: histone binding; chromatin binding; RNA binding. Gene Ontology annotation, biological process: chromatin remodeling. Lineage: Eukaryota; Metazoa; Mollusca; Gastropoda; Aplysiida; Aplysiidae. The record is from RefSeq and is a predicted model, not a curated record.